GAAUAGCUGCGGGAGGCUCGCGGGCAACCUGGAGCCGCCUCCUAACGCCCCGAAAACAAAGGAUAUAGUAAAAGGCUUUUCUCUAGCCGAGAGGGACCCGGGUUUGUUUUGGGUGCCCUUGGGCCUAGAAACCCUCGGGGCACCUGAGGGCUCGGUAGAGGCAGGGCCGCGAUAGCGCCACCCCCGGUUUCUUCUCCCCGCCCCAGCGGUGCGGUACUCUGGUUGGCUUGCCUUGCACGUCACACUUUGGUUGUAUCAUUUUGAAAAGUCCUGACCUCCUCCCGCCCGGCCCGAUUUGGAGAACUCACUGAAGCUGUUUGAGGAGCAAGACAGCUUGGAAGCUGCAGCUUUAGCGGACACCACCAGACUGGUCCGGCGCUGUGGAUCCUGUGCGUGGGCGAGAUGCGGAGCAGGAGCAAUUCUGGGGUCCGGCUGGAUGGGUACGCGAGAUUGGUGCAGCAAACCAUCCUGUGUUACCAGAGCCCAGUCACUGGCCUGUUAUCAGCCAGCCAUGAUCAGAAGGAUGCCUGGGUACGAGACAACAUCUAUAGCAUAUUGGCUGUUUGGGGCCUGGGCAUGGCCUACCGCAAAAAUGCUGACCGUGAUGAGGAUAAAGCCAAGGCCUAUGAGUUGGAACAGGUGGACAAAGUGGAGAAGUUCAAGCACACUCAAAGUACCAAGGACAGUCUGCAUGCCAAGUACAACACUGCCACCUGCAGCGUCGUGGUGGGUGAUGACCAGUGGGGCCACCUCCAGAUGGAUGCCACCUCCCUCUUCAUCCUCUUCCUGGCCCAGAUGACUGCCUCAGGCUUACGUAUUAUUUUCACCCUUGACGAAGUGGCCUUCAUACAGAAUCUUGUGUUUUACAUUGAAGCUGCAUAUAAAGUUGCUGAUUAUGGAAUGUGGGAACGUGGAGAUAAGACUAAUCAGGGCAUUCCAGAACUAAAUGCAAGCUCUGUGGGAAUGGCCAAGGCAGCACUUGAGGCAAUUGAUGAACUAGAUCUUUUUGGAGCCCACGGGGGACGCAAAUCGGUGAUCCAUGUCCUACCUGAUGAAGUGGAACACUGCCAGUCAAUUCUUUUCUCCAUGUUGCCAAGAGCAUCAACAUCGAAAGAAAUUGACGCUGGACUUCUUUCUAUCAUUUCUUUUCCGGCCUUUGCAGUGGAAGAUGUGAACCUUGUGAAUGUGACCAAAAAUGAAAUUAUUUCCAAGCUUCAGGGGCGUUACGGAUGCUGUCGCUUCCUUCGAGAUGGUUAUAAAACACCAAGAGAGGACCCACACCGAUUGCACUAUGACCCUGCUGAACUUAAGCUCUUUGAAAACAUUGAAUGUGAAUGGCCUUUGUUCUGGACUUAUUUAAUCAUAGAUGGAAUCUUCAAUGGCGAUGCUGUUCAGGUCCAAGAAUACCGAGAAGCCCUGGAGGGAAUAUUAAUCAGAGGCAAAGAUGGAAUCCACUUGGUACCGGAACUCUAUGCCAUCCCACCAGACAAGGUGGAUGAAGAGUAUAAGAACCCACACACAGUAGACCGAAUUCCACUGGGGAAGGUGCCUCAUCUUUGGGGACAGUCCUUGUACAUCCUGAGCUCACUGCUGGCAGAGGGAUUCCUUGCCACUGGUGAAAUUGAUCCCUUAAAUAGAAGAUUUUCUACUUCAGUCAAACCUGAUGUUGUAGUACAAGUUGCUGUCUUGGCAGAGAACAGUCACAUUAAGGGGCUGUUGCAGCACCAUGGGGUAAAUGUCCAGAGCAUUGCUGAUGUGCAUCCAAUUCGAGUUCAGCCAGGCCGGAUUCUUAGUCAUAUAUAUGCCAAACUUGGACGAAAUAAGAAUAUGAAAUUGAGUGGUCGACCAUAUCGGCACAUUGGUGUCCUUGGUACCUCCAAACUCUAUGUAAUUAGGAACCAGAUCUUCACUUUUACGCCCCAGUUCACUGACCAGCAUCAUUUCUACCUGGCCUUGGACAACGAGAUGAUUGUGGAGAUGCUGAGGAUAGAGCUGGCUUAUCUGUGCACCUGCUGGCGGAUGACUGGCCGCCCCACACUCACCUUCCCUGUCACACACACCAUGCUCACAAAUGAUGGAACUGACAUUCAUCCUGCAGUUCUUUCUACAAUUAGAAAACUGGAAGAUGGAUAUUUUGGAGGUGCUAGAGUAAAAUUGGGGAACCUGGCAGAGUUCCUCACCACUUCAUUCUACACAUACCUGACCUUCCUGGAUCCGGACUGCGAUGAGAAGUUGUUUGAUGACGCCAGUGAUGGGAACUUUAGUCCUGACAGCGAGUCAGACCUGGGAGGAUACUUGGAAGACAGCAGUCAUCAAGAAAGCCAAGAUGAACUUGACCAGUAUAUCGACCACCUUCUUCAGAGCACAUCCUUGAAGUGUUACCUGCCUCCUCUUUGUAAGAAGUCAGAAGACAGCCACGUAUUCAGUGCUAUCCACUCCACUCGGGACAUCCUUUCUGUGAUGGCCAAAGCGAAGGGUUUGGGAACUCCAUUUUUCCCCAUGACUUUGCCAACUAAAGUUCUAAGUGGACACCGUAAAUCACUGAAUCUUGUUGACUCCCCUCAGCCACUCCUAAAGAAGACUCCUGAAUAUGACUACCAGUGGCCCGGAGAUGACUGUGGUGAAAUGGACUGUGGUGAAAUGGACUGUGAGAAACUAGUUGGGCAACUGAAAGACUGCUCAAACCUACAGGACCAAGCAGACAUUCUGUACAUCCUUUAUGUAAUAAAGGGUCCCAACUGGGAUACCAAUCUGUUUGGACAGCAUGGAGUCACUGUUCACUGUCUUCUCAGCGAACUCUAUGGAAAAGCUGGCCUAAACCAAGAAUGGAGUUUGAUUCGCUACAUUUCAGGCCUGCUCAGGAAGAAAGUGGAGGUCCUGGCUGAGGCCUGUGCAGAUCUGCUGUCCCACCAGAAGCAGCUUACAGUAGGCCUGCCCCCUGAGCCCCGGGAGAAGACUAUCUCCACGCCUCUUCCCCCAGAAGAGCUCACAAAACUCAUCUAUGAAGCCAGUGGACAGGACAUCAGCAUUGCUGUCCUCACACAGGAAAUCGUGGUUUACCUGGCCAUGUAUGUCCGGGCCCAGCCUAGCCUCUUUGUAGAGAUGCUCAGACUCCGGAUUGGAUUGAUCAUCCAGGUAAUGGCCACAGAGCUGGCUCGGAGCCUGAACUGCUCAGGAGAAGAAGCUUCCGAGAGUUUGAUGAACCUCAGCCCCUUUGACAUGAAGAACCUCCUGCAUCACAUCCUGAGUGGGAAGGAGUUCGGUGUGGAGAGAAGCGUGCGCCCAAUUCACUCUUCCACAUCCAGCCCUGCCAUCUCUAUCCAUGAGAUGGGUCAUACCGGAGUCACCAAGACUGAGAGGAGCGGCAUCACCAGACUGAGGAGUGAGAUGAAACAGAUGACUAGGCGAGCUAGUGCUGAUGAGCAGUUCUUUCCUGUGGGCCAGGCUGUGUCCAACAGUUUGCAUUCCUUCAAGUCUGCGAUCUUGGCUUGUCAGACUCCUCAAUACUGUGUGGAUGAGGCGUGUUCACCUUACCAACUCCCAGGAAUUUCUAGAGUCUUCAAAACGCCGAGGUCGAGUACCCCAUCCUCCCCGACGGGCACAUCAUCUACAGACUCCGGAGGACAGCACCUGGCCUGGGGAGAGCAGCAGGGCCAAUGGCUACGCAGGAGAAGGCUGGAUGGAGCAAUCAACAGGGUACCCAUGGGAUUCUACCAGAGAGUGUGGAAGAUCCUUCAGAAGUGCCAUGGUCUAUCCAUUGACGGUUACGUCCUACCAUCCUCAACAACCCAAGAGAUGACCCCCUGUGAGAUCAAGUUUGCCGUCCAUGUGGAGUCAGUGCUCAACCGCGUGUCCCAGCCGGAGUAUCGGCAGCUGCUGGUAGAAGCCAUCAUGGUGCUGACUCUGCUCUCAGACACAGAAAUGGGCAGUAUUGGGGGCAUCAUCCAUGUGGACCAGAUUGUGCAGCUGGCCAAUCAGCUGUUCCUGCAGGACCAGGUGUCAUUUGGGGCCACAGACAUCUUGGAAAAAGACCAAACCACAGGAAUUUGCCACUUGUUUUAUGACAGUGCCCCUAGUGGGGCAUACGGUACAAUGACCUACCUAACGAAAGCAGUGGCAUCUCAUUUGCAGGAACUGCUGCCCAAUUCAGGCUGCCAGAUGCAAUAGAGCCGUACCCAAAUCAUGA
Molecule: messenger RNA, 4186 nt
Organism: Meriones unguiculatus (Mongolian gerbil)
Lineage: Eukaryota; Metazoa; Chordata; Mammalia; Rodentia; Muridae
Gene: Phka2
Product: phosphorylase kinase regulatory subunit alpha 2
Exons: 33
Coding region: 403-4167 (1254 amino acids)
Biological process (GO): glycogen metabolic process
Cellular component (GO): phosphorylase kinase complex
Molecular function (GO): calmodulin binding
Source: RefSeq, a predicted model, not a curated record